AUGAAGUCUCUAAAGAAGGAUUCCCGCCUCAAAAUAACUCCAGCCAGAUUAUUAGAGGCCGCAGAGAGCUUCAAAGAAAAGAAGCGGGCAAAGGGACCUGAACAACCCACACCCCCAAUUCAGGAAGAGCCUGAACCUGUUAGCAAUGUCCUACAAGGAGAUGACAUUCUUGCUUUGGCCAUUAAGAAGGAAGACUUGAAGGAGCAACAUAUUCCUCGCCUUACUGAAAAGGAAGAUAAACGCGUCAUUACCCAGAAAUUUAUCAUCCGUAAACUCAAACCCACGGAUCCUAGGAGGAAGGUCUGCCACCUUGUAGCACGUCCUGCAAAUCCCGAUGCAGCCACAAAGCCUCUGGACUACUCUGGUACACCCAGUCUCAGCCCUGGCUUCACUGUCUUUCAACUCAUGGGUCCCGGUGACAGCUUUGAUGGCAGUGACCAGAUCCUGCCCCACCACAUCUUGGGGAGUCUCCAGGACUUUAAGAGAAUUGCACUUGCUCGAGGGAACACCCGGCUGGCUGAGCUGAUACCUACCUCACCCUGUCUGAUGACCCUCAUCUCUGCUAAAGGAGAGUCAAAGCAAAAAGCCCCCAAAGAAGAGAAGAGACCUCCCUGGGCCCCACCUCCUCAGCACAACUUUCUCAAAAACUGGCAGCGUAACAUAGCCCUGCGGAAGAAGCAGCAGGAAGCCCUCAGUGAACACCUAAAGAAGCCGAUCAGUGAGCUGCUCAUGCACACUGGGGAGACCUACAGACGGAUCCAGGAGGAGCGGGAGCUCAUUGACUGCACACUUCCAACGCGGCGUGAUAGGAAAAGCUGGGAGAACAGUGGGUUCUGGAGUCGACUGGAAUACUUGGGAGAUGAGAUGACAGGUCUGGUCAUGACCAAGACAAAAACUCAGCGUGGCCUUAUGGAGCCCAUCACUCACAUCGGGAAGCCCCACUCCAUCCGGGUGGAGACAGGAUUACCAGCCCAGAGGGAUGCUUCAUACCGCUACACCUGGGAUCGGAGUCUAUUUCUGAUCUACCGACGCAAGGAGCUGCAGAAAAUCAUGGCAGAGCUGGAUUUCAGCCAGCAGGAUAUUGAUGGCCUGGAGGUGGUGGGCAAAGGGCAGCCCUUCUCAGCUGUUACUGUGGAAGACUACACAGUGUUUGAAAGAAGUCAGGGAAGCUCCUCUGAAGAGACAACAUACUUAGGCACAUUGGCCAGUUCCUCUGAUGUCCCCAUGCCUAUUCUCGGCCCUUCUCUUCUGUUCUGUGGGAAGCCAGCUUGCUGGAUCAGAGGCAGUAAUCCACAGGACAAGAGGCAGGUCGGGAUUGCUGUUCACUUGACCUUUGAAACCCUGGAAGGCGAGAAAACCUCCUCAGAACUGACUGUGGUCAAUAAUGGCACUGUGGCCAUUUGGUAUGACUGGCGACGGCAGCACCAACCGGAUACUUUUCAAGACCUGAAGAAAAACAGGAUGCAGCGAUUUUACUUUAACAGCCGGGAAGGUGUGAUUCUGCCUGGAGAAACUAAAACCUUUACCUUCUUCUUCAAGUCUUUGACUGCUGGGAUCUUCAGGGAAUGUUGGGAGUUUCGAACCCAUCCUACUCUAUUAGGAGGUGCUGUGCUGCAAGUCAAUCUCCAUGCAGUCUCCCUGACCCAGGAUGUUUUUGAGGAUGAGAGGAAAGUACUGGAGAGCAAACUGACGGCCCAUGAGGCAGUCACCAUCGUUCACGAAGUGCUGCAGGAGGUGCUGAUGGGGGUCUUGACCCCGGAGCGCACACCAUCACCUGUGGAUGCCUAUCUCACCAAGGAAGACUUGUUCCGGCACAGGAAUCCUCAGCUGCAUUACGAGCAUCAAGUGGUGCAAAGCCUGCAUGAACUGUGGCGCCAGUACAUGACCCUGCCCCCCAAGGCUGAGGAGGCCAGGCCAGGGGACAAGGAGCACGUCAGCCCCAUAGCCACAGAGAAGGCCUCUGUGAAUGCCGAGCUCUUACCACGCUUUAAGAGCCCCAUUUCUGAACCUCAAGUGCCCCAGCCUGAGAACGAGGCCCUCAGGGUAUCCGGGUCCCAGAAGGCCAGAGUGGGAACCAAGAGUCCUCAGCAGAAGAGCAUCAUGGAGGAGAUUCUGGUGGAGGAAAGCCCAGAUGUGGACAGCGCCAAGAGCCCCUGGGAGCCGGAUGGCCUUCCCCUGCUGGAGUGGAAUCUCUGCUUGGAGGAUUUCAGAAAGGCAGUGAUGGUGCUCCCUGAUGAGAACCAGAGAGAGGAUGCGCUGAUGAGGCUUAACAAAGCAGCCCUGGAGCUGUGCCAGAAGCCAAGGCCAUUGCAGUCCAACCUCCUGCACCAGAUGUGUUUGCAGCUGUGGCGAGAUGUGAUUGACAGCCUGGUGGGCCAUUCCCUGUGGCUGAGGUCUCUGCUGGGCCUGCCUGAGAAGGAGACCAUCUAUUUGAAUGUGCCUGAAGAGCAAGAUCAAAAAUCACCUCCCAUCAUGGAAGUGAAGGUACCUGUGGGGAAAGUUGGGAAGGAGGAGCGGAAAGGAGCAGCCCAGGAAAAGAAGCAACUGGGGAUCAAAGACAAAGAAGACAAGAAAGGAGCCAAGGUACUCAGGAAGGAGUCAUGCUGGGGCCAGGACCGUCCCAACAGCAAGAAGCACAGGGCAAAGGACGACAAGAAAGUCAUAAAAUCUACAAGUCGGGACAGGUUUUCCUUGGAAGACCCUAUCCCUGACAUCAACCUCCCUUCUCAAGAACCCAUAGACCCCCUGGUCAUGGAGAAAUACACCCAGAGGCUGCACAGCGAGGUCCAUGGGCUGCUGGACACCCUGGUGACCGACCUGAUGGUCCUGGCUGAUGAGCUCAGCCCCAUAAAGAAUGUCGAGGAGCCUUUGCAUCUCUGCAGGUGA
Messenger RNA from Rhinopithecus roxellana (golden snub-nosed monkey), 2886 nucleotides. It is a transcript of the gene MYCBPAP, whose product is annotated as MYCBP associated protein. Lineage: Eukaryota; Metazoa; Chordata; Mammalia; Primates; Cercopithecidae. The record is from RefSeq and is a predicted model, not a curated record. The coding region runs from base 1 to 2886 and encodes 961 amino acids. The transcript is spliced from 19 exons.